This is a messenger RNA of Amyelois transitella, 1236 nucleotides long. It is a transcript of the gene Or-25, whose product is annotated as odorant receptor 4-like. Gene Ontology annotation, cellular component: plasma membrane. NCBI's taxonomy places the organism in Eukaryota, Metazoa, Arthropoda, Insecta, Lepidoptera, Pyralidae. Bases 1 to 1236 code for a protein of 411 amino acids. Gene Ontology annotation, molecular function: olfactory receptor activity; odorant binding. Gene Ontology annotation, biological process: detection of chemical stimulus involved in sensory perception of smell; sensory perception of smell. The transcript is spliced from 7 exons. The record is from RefSeq and is a predicted model, not a curated record.
AUGGAGAGAAUUAGUCAAGAGUCAGCACUCUUUGAAAAAUCCCUAGAUAGGGUUAACAAAGUCCUACGUAUACUAGGCAUGUCCCUAGAUGAAAAAGACUUGGAUAGAUCUUACGGGGAAAUAUUGCGGCACCGUUUGUUCUUCUGUUUCAAUUGCCUUUGGUUUAACAACGAUGUGAUUCUUGAGGUCGCUUGGUUGAUAGACAGUCUGCUCAUUGGCAGAAGUGUUAUAGAGAUUACUUACUUUUUGCCAUGUCUUACUCUGUGUAUACUUGGGGACUUAAAGACAUUUUAUUUUAUAAAGCACGGGAACGAAGUUAAUGACUUGGUUAAAACUUUGAGGAAAUUGCAGGCAGUUUCUGAUAAAGUUCGAGUUUUUCGAGAUGAAGUAGAAGAAGAAAUGAUAAAACAAAUGCCAAAACUUAAUUUUGCUACUUAUUCACUCUGGUGUUCCAACGCCUUUGGCUUGAUAACAUUUGCAGUAGGCCCAUUUGUGUUAACAGCCAUGGAAUAUCAAGAAACAGGGGUAAUCAAAUUGGGACUACCAUUUCUUGUGUGGUAUCCAUUCGAUCCUUCCGAUAUUCGGAUUUGGCCAUUUACCUAUAUUCAUCAGCUUUGGUCAGCUGUAAAUGCCAUCUUUACGGUCAUUGGACCCGAUAACUAUUUUUCAAUGAGUUGUACAUUCAUACAUGUGCAGUUUCUGAAAUUGCAAUACGAUAUAGAGAGGAUAACGACGAGUAAAGCAGACCCUAAAAAUAAAACAAAGGACAAAUUAUUUUCUGCCCAGAUUUUGCAGAUUAUAGAGAGGCACAAGGAGUUAAUACGGUGUGUUCAGUUGCUAGAAACUAUUUAUAGUAAAUCCACUUUAUUUAACGUGGCAACCAGUUCACUUUUGAUCUGUAUCAGUGGAUUCAAUGUCACGACUAUCGACAACUACAUUUUGAUGGUGCCAUUCUUUGGAUUUCUCUCGAUGGGCCUAUUUCAGAUAUACGUGUUAUGUUACUACGGUGAUCUGUUAAUGCAGUCCAGCUUGGAUAUUGGAGAUGCUAUAUAUAAAUCUCAGUGGUAUGUCGCCAAUGCGUCGGAUAUGAAGGACAUGCUGUUCAUUUCAAUGAGAUCUCGAAGACCGUGUAAACUGACUGCUUAUGGUUUUGCCGAAAUCAAUUUACACACCUAUUACAGGAUAAUGGGCACCGCAUGGUCGUAUUUUGCCCUGCUGAAAACAGUUUACAAGUGA